AUGGGCUUUUCGGAAGCCUACUUCCACCAGGAGUGUGGAUGGAAGAUGUUCGAGUCACAGGAGGGUCGAGUGAAGUGGAAGAAGGUGAAGAAGAAACGGAGGAUCCGGCCGCAGGCUGCCACCGCCCUGGCCAGCUUGAAUCAGUCACAGACUUCCUUGGGAGGUGAGAUCACCGUGGAGCUAGAGACCCCAGCGGAGAAGCUUCGUGGUGCCAGCACGGUGCAGCUCGAAGAGAUUGUGCAGGACCUGGAAGUCAAUGGAACUCAGGAGGAUCAGAAUGAGUAUCUGCAGCUCUGUGCCAAAGCCUUGAGCAACCCGGAGGAUCGGCAGAAGGCCGUGGAGGCUGUGAAGGAGCUGCUACGAGCAGGAGCCAACCCCGAAGCGGAGAUGGAGGAUGAGGAUGACACCGCCAUGGAUUUCUUGGCCAAGGAUGUGGAUGUCAUCACCGAGUGCAUCGUCAGUGGAGUUUGCCAGGAGACCUUGCUCCCGUGCUUGCUCUUGGGGGAGGGGGAGAAGUUCACCAAAGGAGUGGAAGAUUUGAUGCAGGAUGCCGAACUCUUCGAUGAGGAGGCCAACCGAAAGUCCAAAACCCAGUUGGGCUGCAGAUCUUCUGGUCUACUUGGAGAAGAUGGUGGCACCAAGGAAACCACAUGGCUGGAAGCAAGACUGCGCGAAAAGCUUCGCCCCAUUCUGGCUCCGCGUGUUUGCGCUCCGCCUGUGGAGGAGAAGUGCUUUGCCGUGAGCAAGUUCUAUGUUAGCUUGGAAAAGCAGAACUUGCUUCGCGCCCCACCAGUUCAAGCCAAGCUUCAAGUCUUGCCUAUCAGUGGGGAUGUCGCAUGCAACCGACGAGUUCUAGAAGCGGUCGCGCAAACGGCCAAUGAGGAGACCUUGGCGAGCGAUACAGUCGAGUCAAUCGUGGAGGCAGCAUGGCUCCAGCAUCGUGCAUCGACCCUGCUUGAGAUCCUGCUGAGUGUGACCAAUGCACUGCUUUUGUGCGUGGUGUCCUAUGAGUGUCACAACUUCACCGGGUCCAGAUGGGCCUUGUGGGCUGCAGCUGCUUCAACCGCCAAAGAAGCCAUCCAAAUUCUGCCCGUGAUGUGGCGGGAGCUUUCACUGAACCUCUUGCCGGACAUCAUCUACGUGGGUGCGGGUGUUCUGGCGCUCGUUCCACGCAUGGGCGCCCAAGCAUUGGAGGAACUGCCCUGUGGUCCCUCCAUGGCGCUUCUGUGCUCCCUCAGUUGGCUUCGCUUGCUCUUCGCCAUGCGCGGCGAGCGCUGGCUGGGUCCCCGCUUUCUGCCGAUCAUGUUUGCGCUGCGCGACACCUUCGCCUUCUUCCUGGUGGCCCUCUUGUGCUUGACCGCCUCGGCCCACGCGUACUACGUGCUGAAUGCCCGGGGCACGGAUCCCUUUCCCGUGUAUUCCUCGAUCACGCAGACCUUGCGGCUGGGGAUGUUCGGCGAUUUCGACCUCUUUGAGUUCCAAGGUCAGGAUACCACCUUUCACCGCUCGGGCUCCGUGUCGGGCUCGGUGUGGGAACCAGUGGAUCCGACGCCACAGGAGCUGGGCUUGGAGCAAUAUGUCUACAUCCAGGUGGUGUUUUACCUCACGGGUAUUGGAAUCACCAUCCUGCUGAUGAACCUCUUGAUUGGAGUGCUCGGGCAAAACUACGAGCUUUACCAAGACCAAGCACCCCAGCUCUUCACGCGGGCGCGCGCAGCGAUGCUUCUGAAGCAUCAGGACAGGCCCUGGUUCAUCCUGGCCGGCUGGCUACAGCCAUGGCGCAGUUGUGAUGAGAGCAGUCGCCCUGAGUGUUGGAUCCGGGUACUGGUAAGUCCCCUACACCUGGCUCUGGGCGAGUCUGGGAAAUUCCUGGUGGCUCAGAACUUCCAGCUCUUCUUCAAAGCCAAUCUCUUCUACAAGCUUUUGAUCCUCCUUUUCGCACCCAUCUUCCUGAUUGGUGGCUUCUCUUUGUCGCUCUUCGUGCUCUGCGCUUCCCUCUUCUUUCGCCCCGAGGGUUUACAAUACCUCAACCGCGUGGCCUUCCUCGGUUGCUUCGGCAACGAGCGCGAGCCCCCCUGCGCCACUGGGGCACCGGGCCCGGCGCCGGCGACUGCGCCGGGCUUCAGCGGCCGGCUACGGCGCUGGUGGCGCACGGCUCGGUGCUGGCAUCGGGUGCGGCGCGCCUUGCAGCCGAAGGACCCUGCUGGCGUGCUGCACCGUGGGUCGGAGUGCUUGAUUUGGGUCUUGGUCCGUCCAUCACCUCCCAGUUACGAGCUCCGAAGCAUGCGCACCGACCUGAAGCUUUGCAUCCAGGAUCUGGCCACCGAUUCCAAGAAGGACGUGAGGAAAUUGAAAAGGGAUGUGCAGAAUGUCAAGAGUCAUCUACAGAAGAUGGACCAUAAGCUGGACUCUUUGAUGAAGAUGAUGGAGAUCCAAAGACAGAGCUCCAAGGACGAUCUGUCACCUGCCUAG
Molecule: messenger RNA, 2472 nt
Organism: Durusdinium trenchii
Lineage: Eukaryota; Dinophyceae; Suessiales; Symbiodiniaceae
Source: the annotation of a GenBank genome assembly